CAAUAUUACGUAGUAUGACACAGGUCUUGCAAAGACGCCAGUUGGACCAGUGUAGUCUUAGCCACGCACUGAGUCACGCGUAUACUCGCAACGUUGUAGUGAAACGUUUUGUGUUUAAAUCGUAAGGUAAAGCUCGAACACGGGACACUAUCAACGAUAGGGUGUUUUAUAUGAGCUGCGAAGUUGCACAAAUUCAAACUGGACCAAACACGGCGUCGGCACAGUGAGAACGAGUAUCGACGAUGGAGCAAUAUCUGGCCAUGGUGACUUUGUCUCUGAUUACAACAGGUGCAUCUGCACUGCAAUGUUACCAAUGUUUAAUCAAUCCUCAACCUGGGGAAUAUUAUAAUACAACGAAGAGACUGUGCGUGCACUUCGAUUACUCAGACAAAUUCAUUGUUGACUGUCCAUUCUCUACAAUGUGUAUGAAGAAGGACUUCUAUCUUGAUAUUCAGAACGGAGUGAGAAUAAACGCCGUCCUUCGCGAUUGCGCUCAACAGAAGAACGAAUACCAGGAUUACAAGAACGGCAAGUGGUCUCCGAAGACUGAGGUUGUGGAGGCUUACGAAGAGGGUUGUACGUCCGACAAUAGAGGAGAUAAAGCUGUUGUCAAUAAAUAUUGCUACUGUCGCAGUGAUCUCUGCAACUCUUCAAACACAAACCACGAGGGAUAUACAGACAUAAUGGGAGUAAUUGUCGUAUUUAAUUUAAUGAAAUACAUAAAUAGUCUCAGGUAGUCAUUAUAGGGUUUAGACAAUUAAAAAAUGCUUUGUGCCAAGCGGCUACCUCAAACUGGAGUCAUUCCUAGACGCUAACUUAGAGCUUUUUCUAGGUAAAUAGAAUUAUAUGCUAUCGGCAUUGCACAAAUGUAUGUAAAGCUUUCGGCUGGCCGACCUUUAUGGCACAGUGGUCAAAGCGGGUUGCUUCAAUACAUGUAACUUGGAGACCCUGGGUUGGACUUGCAGAGAAACCAGAUUUUUUGGACAGAAGACAGAGCAGACAGUAGCACAGAUAAACUAUGAAUCUUAAAUAAUGAUUAAUGACAUCAAAAAUAUCUUUUUCCUAUUGGGUUACGGAUAAAUUUUUGGCAUUAAUACAUGUUUAGGUCGACUGACCUAUACUUAAAUAGGGAAGUCCACAAGUGCUUGUGGUUAUAGAAUCCUUACAAAUAUGCAGUUUGGACACAUUACUAGGAAAAUCGACAAACAUCAAACGGCUCCCACACAACUACAUACCGGCAAAUAAAAAAAACCAAAAGCAAAUGAAAAAGCUAUAAAUCGGACUAACAUUUUUGUACUAAGCAAGAAAGACCUCUCCCAACGUGCCGAUAGUUUAGUUGGAAAAAGUGUUAAAUAACUAAGUGUUUAAUUAAAUAUGUAAGUUAGUAAAAGAACGCAAAUAUGCGUUAUGUGAUACUCGUUAUAGAUGUAAAUGAGGUUAUGUAUAUUGUAGACUAAUUACACUUUUAAAUCAAUGUCACUUAGCACGUCCUUUGUAAUUUUAUGCUUUAAAUUAGUAAGUGAACAAAUUUUUACAUUAAUGAUAUAGAACGAAUUAUAUACAUUAUUAUUAGUAUUACAACUAAUAAUUAAAAAGAUCCAGAAGAUAAACCAACGAUAAACGUGUCAGAGAAUCAAAUUGUAAAGCUUAAAGUAUAUUUAAAAUACUUUGUUGUUGGAACUUUAAAAAUAAGAUUUCACUAGACCUUAGGACAAUCUGUUCGUCUACAUAAAACCUAUGUUACACAAUAUAAGUCUUUGAUCCGA
This is a messenger RNA of Pieris napi, 1766 nucleotides long. RefSeq lists its product as uncharacterized. Bases 243 to 737 code for a protein of 164 amino acids. Gene Ontology annotation, biological process: regulation of synaptic transmission, cholinergic; sleep; positive regulation of voltage-gated potassium channel activity. The transcript is spliced from 5 exons. NCBI's taxonomy places the organism in Eukaryota, Metazoa, Arthropoda, Insecta, Lepidoptera, Pieridae. The record is from RefSeq and is a predicted model, not a curated record.